CAGUUCCAGACGAUGACCUAGAUUUGGUCGCAGGAAAAGUCUCUGGAAUUUAUUUAUGCUUUCGUUGAAUCCAUUCAAACGUUCCAAUGUUGGCCGUCCUUGACAUUGGCGAAGGCUCUCUUCAGACGGUCCUCCUGGGUUUGCUGUUUGCCCUCUGUGUGUUGACCGUCUUCAACAGAUGGAGCCAGAACUCCCCCCGCCUACCCCCCAGCCCGGGGCUUGCGCUGCCCGUAGUCGGACACCUGUAUCUGUUAGAGGCCAACCCCAGACAGCAGUUCCUCAAGUGGGGAGAAAAAUUUGAGGACCCAGAGACCGAGUCCUGUAUGAAGCUAGUGGCGGAACAGGCCUGCCUUCUCGAGGGGAUGAUCGCCCUGGACUUUCUCCCCUUCCUCAGAUACUUGCCGGGGGACCUUUUUGGGCUAAAGAAAACCCUGGAGGUCCGCGAGUACGUGGACAGCCAUCUGAUCCGUCGACAGGUGGCGUCCCGCAGAGAGCAGAGCUGCACGGAGGAGCCAGAGGACUUCAUCACGUACUUCCUCAAAAACCAAGACAUGCAAAACGGGAAAAACCCUGAGCUCAAUGAAGACAGCCUGGUGGCAAUUGUGUUCACUCUCCUGAUCGCUGCAAUAGACACAACCAGCAUCUCUCUGUCUUGGGCGAUACUCUACUUACUGCACCACCCAGAGGUACAAGAACGCUGUUUCCAGGAAAUGAAAGACUCAAUCGGCCUUGACCGCAGACCAGAAUUCAAGGACUGUGGUCAGCUGCCGUAUUUAGAGGCGACCAUUCUAGAAGUCUUGCGGAGGGCAAGCAUCUCACCUUUCAGCAUUCACCACACAGUGACAGAGGAUGUGAUCCUGAGAGGGUUUCUCGUCCCCAAGGACACCAUCAUCAUGCCCAGUCUCGACUCGGCGCUCUUGUCCGCGAAUGUCUGGGGUGAUCCCUACAACUUCCGUCCCGAACGAUUCCUUGACGAUACUGGGAAACGCCUCGUUGUGAAGGAACAGUUCAUCCCCUUUUGCAUAG
Molecule: messenger RNA, 1026 nt
Organism: Aplysia californica (California sea hare)
Lineage: Eukaryota; Metazoa; Mollusca; Gastropoda; Aplysiida; Aplysiidae
Product: cytochrome P450 2U1
Biological process (GO): xenobiotic metabolic process
Cellular component (GO): cytoplasm; intracellular membrane-bounded organelle
Molecular function (GO): iron ion binding; oxidoreductase activity, acting on paired donors, with incorporation or reduction of molecular oxygen, reduced flavin or flavoprotein as one donor, and incorporation of one atom of oxygen; heme binding
Source: RefSeq, a predicted model, not a curated record